AAAUGUUGUCCAAUCGCAAGUUAUCAGAAUGUGUUAUCAAACAUUGUGAUUUUUUUUUUAUUUCUGAAAUGUACGAUUGAAUCAGAUUGACACGUAGGCUCGGUAGUGAUUUUUUGAAAUUAUUUUACAGUUAUAUUUUCCGUGUGUUUUAUUUUACUUUAAGAGUCGUACAAUGUGGGUUUUACACACACUGAUCUUCGCUGCGGCUGUAUUGAAUGCAAGCUCACAGAACUCGAGCGAGGUGUCUGGUGUUGGCGUCGCGCCCUCACAGCGCCCCUCGGGGGACCCGGUGGGCUCCAUGAGGCUGCCGAUGGAAGGGGGCGGGGCGGUGGCCUCGGUGGCGGAGCAGCGCGCGGCGCGACCCUCGCUGACAGAGGGGGGAGGCGCGGUCGAGCUCUCGACGCCAGCCUCCGGGGAGGCUGCUAACUCGUCUGCAGCCCCGGAGACAGCGCACUCUCUUGACGCGGUCAAGCAGUUGGACGUGGAGCAGCUGCUGGCUGCCGAGGGCGAAGCCAGCGCCCGCAAUCGGACCUCCUCCGUGGUCGGCCGCAAGGGUGCGCCCGCAGAUGUCCCGCUAGACACUCCGAGCGUGACCGAGGCGGGUGAGAGCGCAGAGGUGCAGUCCUUGUUCACAGACGAGCCCAGGAGCAGUGUGACGCCAAACAUCGCGUGUCCCAACUCCACGCUGUCGGGGAACACGAGUGCAGGGGGCAACUGCAGUCAGAACCAGCACGCUGAGGUGUCUUUUCCGGAGGCACCUGGCGUCAAAAGCUCUGAAGCAUCUACAGUCAUGCCGACUGUUUCUAAACCUGUUGUGUCUGAGCACUCCACGCCAGAAACCCAGGUUGGCACUUUCACAAACAACACCACCGCUCAGAACACCUCGCGUAACGACCAUCCGAAGAAGAAGACGAAGCCUUUGAAACCUGCCAUGACGUCUGAUGAAAAUGAGACGAAGGAACAAUUGGAAGCCACGGACACGCCUGCGUCGAAAGGCGACUACAUCGUCCCUAUUAUCGGGAUAGUCCUUGCAGUUCCCAUGGUGGUGAUCCUUUUCAUGUUCUUCUAUAAAAGAAGUGCCGAGUUCUGGGAGCGGAGACAUUACAAAAGAAUGGACUUUCUGAUUGAUGGAAUGUACGACUGAAAGAAUAUGUAGUACAUUUUCUGUUGGCGGCUUGAACCUUUUCUUUUCCAUUUCUGGCAUUUCAAUAACUUGGGCUGUACUGCAGGAAAGGUUAGUAGUUGUGGCAUUUAGGGGCAAUUCUGAAUAAACUAUACAUUAUGAUAAUGAUGAUUUUGAAUGCUGCUUGGUUGAUUACCCAACUAGAGCCUGUUUUUAAAACUAAGUCUGCACUACUCUGCUUCCUGAAGCAUGGUAGUAGUGAGUCAAUAAUACAAUGAAGAUGGCACAUUGCUCCCUCUACUAGUAGUGCAGUACUUAAACCCAUAUUGUCAAUAAAUUAACCAAAUAACGAACAGAACAGAUGAACAGGCAUGCAAGUAGAGUCGUACAGAUUUGCAAACAAAAUAAGUUAAUAUCAUAGAGUAGGGGUUUCUGGGAAAUAUGCAAAUAAUAACUUCAGUGAAAGAUUGAAAGGUUUGUUUUGUUUGGUCAGCUUUAGUUAUAAUACUAAAAUCUUAAAUUUUAAAUUUUCUGCGAUUUUAUAUAUGUUGCUGAAGUAACCUAACCAACCUUUCAUUUCAGUUAUUGUUCACAAUAUUUCCCAGAAGCUAAAAAUGAAUUACGUAGGGAGGUAAAGAAUGAUUGGAAUUUUUUAAAAAAAGUAAUCGGGAAAUAAAUGAGAAAUAAAAGCAGUACCCAAAAAUUAACAUUCAUAAUUUAUUUUUAAGUUUCUCAGAGAAAGUAAGUUGUCACUGGGUCUAUGUUGACAAUAUUAUAGUAAAAUGUGAAGAGUCACUGUUUAUAAGUAAAAAAAGAAGAGUAACAAAAGUAAGGUUGUUAGGUUAUUUCCGCCCCAUUAAUAAUACGUAAAUUAUAUUUUUAACUUGGGAAUUAACGUAUUUAUUAAUGAUGUUCAGAUGACCAAACCAUCCUUUCAGUUUGGUAUCGUUAGACUUAGUUCCUAGAAGCCGCAACUCUGCACACUUGCUUCGCUUAUUAUUGAAGUGUGCAUGGGUGGAAAAUGUGUUGGUUCUCGGCCAAUGGAAAGUCAUGGCAUUUGUUCAGUCCUGUAUUCUUGUACUAGCAGGAGCUGACAAUAUAUUCAGUGCUGCAUUGUCUGUAAUUGUUCUUUAGAACAUGCUUUCCAAUAUGUGCAGGGAAUCGUACUGCUUUUUUUUUUUUUUUUUUUAAUUCUGCUGCAGCCUUAUAGCAUAAUUCUGAAAAAAAAAAAACUUGCACGAUUGAGUCUAGUGAAUAUGUUUUAACAUGUCAGAUUACUCGAAUGUGCAAUGUAGGCUCUUAUGAAACACCGUUUUGUGAGAAGGGGAAAUGUGCAGAAACAAGCCGAUGGAUUAAAGCAGCUUAAGGUGCGUCAGUCGGGAAGUAAGCAGAGCUGCUUGUGCUUGAUUAGGUCCUUCUUCGGGUCAGCUGGGUGACAUCUGGGAACGUCUGAAGCCAACCUGUUCACACGUGUUCGUCUUGUUUUCCGAACGUCGGUCACAGCAUCCGAGUCGGGACACUUGUGAACACCAGCGUUCAUGGCCUAGUAUAACUGUUCCAGGCAAUUUUGGAGUUAAGGUGCUUUUAAAAAAGAAUAACUGUAUGAAAAUUGUGGUCCUGGGUUACUGUCACCCAAAACAUUUUUGCUAGUUCAAAUGUUUAAUAUCUGAACUGUGCCGCUCUCUUUCUCGGAGCAUGGCGGGUACACCUGCCUGCCUGCCACCGAUGUUUCUUUAGACAGCUCGAGCACUUUCUGCAGUCGCCUCACAUUGCGAGGAGGCAAAACAACUUUGCCCCUUUUACACAAGCAUGUACGCAUUGGAGAAAAAAGUCAAGAAUGUGCUAAUUCACCUACAAUUAAUUAAUAUAUAAAAAAAAAUUAACUCCAUAUAUGUUGGAUACAUCUAUAGUUGUGUAAUAUACUUGAUUUACUCUCUGUCCUUUUUUAUCACCUAAAGAACAAAUUUUAGGUUUUUGCAAACCGGAAAACUGGGGGGGAAAAAAGUACAUGUUAUCCCUUAUUCUGAUGAAUGCACUGGACAGCUAGAUGAUUGACCUGUGCUUGAACUGUGUUUGCAGUUCAUAAGCUGGCAGUGGGUAUAGUUGGAAUUUAAAAAUAGUACUUCAGUUGGAUUCAUAUGAAAAUAAAUGUGGGAAAGACGAAAGUGGUCAGGUUUACCAGGAAGAGGAAGAUUGUCAGGAGGGAAUAUCGCUGGAGGGGAGACGUGAUAAGUGAGGCCGACAGCUAUAAAUAUCUAGGGGUGGUACUGCAGGGUAACCUGGGGUGGGGGGAGCAUGUAGACAAGGUAGUGAAGAAGAGCCGACAGGCCCUGGGCAUGCUGGUACGAGUGCUCAGGGGGGGAAGCAGCAGCAUACGUGACAAGGCCUAUAAAACUAUGGUCCGCCCCAUGCUGGAGUAUGCCGCAGCAGUGUGGGACCCAUACACGGCAGUACUUGAGAGGGAGCUGGAGGGGGUGCAGAGGAGAGCAGCUAGAUGGGUGAAGGGCAAGUAGAGGAGAACGGACAGAGAAGGGAAGGGGGAGUGCAGUAUCACAGAGAUGAUGAUAGGAAUGAGAUGGGAGAGCUUAAAGGAUAGAAGACAGAAGGAGAGACUGGUCAAGAUGUACCAGGUGCUGAGUGGAGUGGGAGGAUGGGGAGAGCUGGGGGGCAAAGUCAAAAUGGGAAUGCCUAGAAGUAGGAAGGAAAAUACUAGGAAGGUUUUCAGAGGUGGAGAACAGAAAGGGGAAAAAAUGCGAUGGUCGUGAGGACAGUAGGGGAAUGGAAUAGGCUGGAGGAGGAGUGUGUGGCGGCUGGGAGUGUGGACCAGUUCAGGAGAGUGAGGGGAAAGUAGGGAGAAUGCUUGCCACCGGGCACUUUGUACCCAAUCGCAGCUAUAUAUUAAAUAAAAAAAAAAAACACCCAAACAUACAGUAGGUAGUUGUAAUUUUUAUCUUCACUUGAUUCAGAAAAGCCUCUAAACUCUGAAAUUAUUCUGGUACGUGAUAUGUAAUCCAUUUUAAUAACUGGUUGUAUCCUUGUUGCCAUUGGACUGUAUCCCGAAUCCUUUUGAUUGGUAACUGCCUACGACAUGAGCAUUCAUAAAAAAUAACUAGUGGCCUUAAUGCAUAUUACAGUUAUUGUAAAAUGUAUUAAACCUCCAAAUAUUAAGUCUACUUGCUGUACAAGUCUUUACAGUUUCAAUCUUAAAAUGAAAUGUGUAGGGAAGUUGGGUCAGUUCAAACUGCCGAUAGCUUGUCUUCUUUCUGCUUUAGUCUUGAAACUGGUGAUGCCACUGAGUUGUACUAGGCCAGAUAUGUUUUUUUAUCUAAAAUGCAGUCAAAAGCAUGGAUAAAUUAAGGUCGUGUAAUGAACGUAGGUCCGGGAAAUUCUUCUCUUUAUCACUAGAAUCAUUACAAUGUACAGAGCUACAAUGGAUUCCUGUUACGUGGCCUGCCGUACCAUCAAUCAUUUGCACGGUACAUAGCAGUGUUGUAGAGAGAGAGUAGUUGUGUACUACACUGGUCAUGUGGCAUUCCACACAACAGGGAUCCAGUGUAGCCUGUCUCGCUGUAAAACAGUAAUAGUUCUGGUGAUAAGGAGAAGCAUUUCUGCAAGCUCUACACAUCUUGCACAUGUUUACGCAGUUCUGAUUUGUAUAUUUGAUCCACACUGCGUACUCACAGAUCUGUGUAAGGCUUCUUGGAUCGCAGUUGCGUGAAUGCUUUGUUGAUGUAUUGUUGCACUUGCUAAUUGCAAAGCCUGUUUAGUUUGUACGUAGUGCGGUCGUCCGACGUGACGACUCGCAGCAGCCUGUUGAGGUCGCAGUUGUUGGCGUUUGUUGGCAGCGACGGCCGGUGUGUUCCACUAGCUCAUCAACUAAUAUCGUCAACGUGUUUGCUUAUUACAUUUAUCAUUUCCGUGUAAUGUCUGCCCGUGCUUUUCCUUCGUCGCAUCUGCAUGGCAUAAAGCAAUGCGAAUCUUGCCAGACUGAGCACCAGUUUCGAACGAGAGGGACGGGCAAAUGGCAGUCUCUGGUAGAUGCAGCGAAGCAGCAAUAAACUCACGCUGGCUUGUUGCUAGUGUUGAUAAUGUCGCUCUGGAGGUGUAGCAAUGCGAGGAGCUGAGUAUUGUCUAUAUUGGAACGUACGAGCAUUUAACUCAUUGCUAUUGUGAAUACUUAAUGUAUUGUGUGUGUCUACAUUACAACAUGUUAUUUUAAUUUUUUUUUUUAAUUUCAAAAAGUGUCUUGUAGUGUUUUAUUAACAUAAUUGUCAGGAAGUUUUGUUUACUUUCUAAUUUUAAAUUUUCAUAAUGUGACUAUCGUGGAGUCUUGUCGCCACAUCGAGGUAAUUUGAUUACGACCUGGGUUCUUGCGUGAACGAACACCUCGAGGUAUCCUCCCACUGCUACCAACGCUCACACCGCUGUGUGUGGAGCGACGUAGCCACGUGUCCGCUAUGCUAGUUGUCGCGACAACGUAUGCUUUACGAAAGCGUAUGCGUCAGCGGUCACGAAUGGAAACAGGGAGGUUUUAAUGCAAGUUUGGACACGAAACUAACAGUUCUGUCUUGAUUGGUGGCCAUAAGCACCCACCACGAGCAGAAAUGUGUGAUUUAUUUAGUUUUGUUAAUUUUAAAAUUUGGUUAGUGAAAAUAAAUACGCGUGUUUAUGUAUGUGUAUACACACUGCCAUCAACUCAAACACUUAGUGUAAAUAAUAUUUUUUUGCAGUUAUUUUGAAAUAAUGUGUUGGAUUUUCUUAACAGUGAAUGAUUGGCCGAUAUUAACUAUUAAUAGGCAGAGUAUUUAUAAAAUGCUUAAUAACAACUAAUAGAGUGUUUGUCAGAUGAAAAUCAAUAGAAUGCUGAUUGCAUCUGGAUUAAAACACACCAAAUCACAAAUUACGAAACUGCAUACAGCUGUACAAGCGUAUAUGAUUGCAGUACGGGAGUUGAUGGUAGUGAAUUACAUUAUUAUAAGUGUACUUAGUGAUGGUGGAUGUAUGUUGUUCCAUUAUUGGUAGAACCAUAUUAUCGAAAGAUUUUAAGUAGAUAAAUUUUAUUUUUUUAUUUUUAUAUUGGUGGUUUAUAUUUUGGUGUUUUAUGGUGCUAUUAAUCUGAAAUUUGAAGUACGUUAAAUGGAAUCUUGUAUUGUUAUUCCUCAAGAUGAUUUUUAUGCUUUUCUGUGGCCGUACCAUUCCUUUAUUUGGUCUGUGUUGCAUGCACUUGUUCACUGAAGAUUGUUCCAGAAGUGCUGUAGUGGUUUGUUGACAUGCAGAUGUUUGUGUGGGUUAGAGCUUUGUUUACAGUGUCUGUGAAACUUGGUUGUUGUUUUAUACCAGUUGGGUUAGGGUUUGGCACUCUGUGGAAGCUUGACGUAGCAACUACUCUGCCACAUGUAGUACGUAUUUAUGAUUUGUUUCACGGCAAAUGGUGUGCACCGAAUGCCUGUCAUAUUGUGUAAAAGCUCUCUUAUUCCUCUGAUGAUUGUUCUUCAGUUGGGUUAAAUUUGGUGCUGUAAUUAUUUUAGAGUUAAUGGUUUUCUCUCCAUGGUUACUAAUUAGAUACCACUUUGGUUCUUCUAGUAAUUUUUUUAUCGGAUUAGCAAGCUAAUUAUUUUAAGUAAAAAUUUUUUUAAAUGUUAAAUAUUAAGCUUUUUUCAAUUUUAUUUUAAAUUACGGUCUGAAUGCUGUGAAGAGAAGAAUAUGUUUUUUGAAAAUGUUUCUGUACAUAGCAUUGUCUGUGUCCUUUGAAAUUAUCUUCACAGGCGUUAACAGAUAAUCUUGCCUUGUUUUUAAAUUCAGUGUUGACGUGCAGUGGUGCUCUCUGAUGGCAAUGGCACAUGCAGUGCAAGAAUCAUUCAGAGAACUCGCUGUCCGAGCUGCGAUAUUGGAACAUUCACUUGUCUUCUUUGCUAAAUAAAAGACUAACUGUGGGGCUAUACAAUCUAUAUCAUGCCGGUUACUACGUGUACAUAAACCAUGACGUCAUAUGUGGCAGUGAUGAAAGCAGACAAUAACAUAGUGUCUAGUAGCAAUACCUUUUGAGUGGCUGCUAGGGAGUUAGUGGCAGUAGCAGAUUGUAGCAAUAAGUUCCCAUUGUGUUCCCCUGCCAUUUCGUUAAAAAACACAAAGCCUCUUAUGUUCCUGGUAUUCUGUUAAAACAAUCAAUCCCUCGCUCAUGCCGUACCGUCCAAAAUCACGCUUCAUGUCUGCUAGGUGUGCGGAUGUUGCAAGUUGCAAUGCUGUGAUACGUACACAGCAUGGAAGUGCUUUGCGAGACGCCUCCGCUGCUCGUGUUUGCUGCGUCUGCGGUCUCGAUGUUUGCAACAAGCAGCUUCGUACAAGAGAAUUGUUCAUUAUUUCGCACCUCCCGUAUUCUUCAUUUAAUUCUUGUAAUGUGUUUGUGAUUGAUGUUCCAGAAUAGAUAUUUAAGAUUUAGAUAAUGUGAACAAAAAAUAUUAUUCAGGAAUGUAUUGUUUAGUAACUUUGUACGGUAAAACUCCAGUAGUUAAUGCUCCAUCCAACCAAAACACCCAACUGUGCUCUUUGAUAAGAGUAUGCAAUAUUUGUCCUGCUUAUUGUAAAUUCGAACUGAAAAUUAAGAAUUGAAUUAUGUUGAAUUUGACAAAGAAAAAACUGGCCAUCUGGCAACUAUGGAAGUGCUGUUUUCUUUGAAUAUAUUGUUUCUCUUAUUUCACAGGAACUGUAAAAGUAUUUUGCAUACUUAAAACUCAUAUUUCUAUCUUUUGAGUUCGCUCAUUUAUCAUAUGUAUGUAUAGAAUCAAUCUGUUUUCUAUACAAAAUUAUCCAUAACUAUGUUCUCUCUCCAUUCUACUGAAGUCUGAAGUUUCGCUGUGUUCCUGUACCAAACUACUGGUAAUAAGUGUGUACAGGCAUUAUUAAAAUAAUGCGAUGUUAAUAGUACUGUAUAAUAUAAAAAAAUGUAUUAUAUAGAAACUGUACAUAACUUGCUAUGUUGCCAUGUACUGGUUGAGAAUAUUUAACUUCAUAAAUACCACUAAAAGCUUAAGUUUAAGAGAUGAGUGUGUGGUCAAAAUGCAAGACCUUACUGCUUAUAUGUGCUGUAAUCUAUAACAACAGUGUAUCAUUUUAUAAAUAAUGCAAAUAUGUCAAUGGGUUUAAUUUUUCUUUAUAAUUUUUAUACUGUAAUCAAAAGUUUCACUAAUUCAUCUGUAUCAUCCAAUUUGUUUUAAACAGUUUGUUUUUAAUAUAACAAAUAUAUGUUCUUGAUACGUGUUAUAUUAUCAAACUGUUGACAAGUAGUUUUUAAGCUUGCUAUGCCAUGUUCUAAAAUAGAAUUUAGUUUUUGUAUCAUGUUUUCAAAUAGUUUAAUAAAAGCACAUUAGUAACACUCACAAUUUGUUUAAAAUACAGCUAAUGUUUCAUCUAUGGUUAUUGUAGUUUAAGGGACAUGCAUGAAACCGUAUGUUCCUACGUAAAGACUGGGAUUUUAUGAAUGUUUAAAGAUCGUGAUGCUGAUGAGUUUUAUGCGACAGUAACUGCACACACAGUGAUACUACGUACUGUAGCACUAAAGGGGGGAAGAGAAAGUUAUCUUUGGAGAAAGAGA
Messenger RNA from Bacillus rossius redtenbacheri, 8714 nucleotides. RefSeq lists its product as uncharacterized. NCBI's taxonomy places the organism in Eukaryota, Metazoa, Arthropoda, Insecta, Phasmatodea, Bacillidae. The transcript has a single exon. Bases 173 to 1144 code for a protein of 323 amino acids. The record is from RefSeq and is a predicted model, not a curated record.